UUUGAACUCAGUGGGUUUGUCUUCUCUCUUUCUUUGGGUCCUAGAAGUAUAAACAGCAUCAAAUCCAGAAGGGUGUCCAAUAAGACGCUGUUAUCUGCAGGGCUUAUGUUCCAAAAUCACCACUCCCAUGGGUGCCUGAAACCCCAAAUAGUACCAAACCACAACUAGCAUUUUUGGACCACAAAUAUUUCUAGAUCUCCCAAUACGGUUAUAUGCUUCGCUUGGGCCAAAAGUUGACCUUCUGCUUGUUCUGAGGAAGUGACAAGUGGAAAGUUGAGAGAGGCUCAGUUUCUCCACCUCUGCAAGGCAGCAGGUGAUGAGCGGAUUAUUAUUGUUUGAACUGUGGCUUUUUUUCUAGAACAUCCUGGGAAAAAAUGAAGGAACGUCUAAAAAAGAAAUCAGUUAAUUGGUACAGUGAUGGUCCUCAGUGGAUGUCUAAUUUACCAGAAUGUCUGUGGAGCAUUCCUCUCUCUAACCUGUCACUGCCAGGGAGUCAUGAUGCUAUGACAUAUUGCUUGGAUAAAGAGUCAAAAGUAAGCGUAAAUGAAUCCAAGUUGCUGCAGUUUAUGGACAAGCAUAUGCAUCGCAUAGUGCACCCUAUUAUUUUGAAGUGGUCUAUAACACAGACACUGACUGUAUUAGAACAACUGGAUGCUGGAAUUAGGUAUUUUGAUUUUAGGAUUGCUCACAAACCUGAUGAUUCUUCCACGAACUUAUACUUUGUUCAUAUGGUAUAUACAACAGUUGUUGUAGAGGCUGUUCUGUGGGAUAUUUUACGCUGGUUGAAAAAUCAUCCCUGGGAAGUUGUCAUUCUUGCUUUCAGAAAUUUUGAUGGAUUGGAUGAGGAGCAUCACUGUCAUUUGAUCUCCUGUAUAAAGAAGAUCUUUGCCGGCAGACUCUGUCCUAGAAAUGUUGUACCUACCCUACGGAACCUAUGGUCUGGUGACUAUCAGGUUAUUGUGUCCUAUGAAGAAGUUUCACAAGUGACACGGCAUUGUGAGCUAUGGCCUGCAAUUCCAUACUGGUGGGGAGAUAAGACCACAGCAGAAAAGCUUAUCCAGUAUUUGGAGAGGAGGAAACAGAAUGGACGCCCAGCGGGAUUAUUUGUCGCAGGAAUCAACCUUACUGGAGAUCUAGGGUAUAUCCUAGCACAUCUACGUGGCUCUCUUAAGGAAAUGACCCUUAAAGCCCUUCCAUUUUUAAAUUUGUGGAUAAAAAAACAAUGCCCUGGAUCAAAGAAAGACUGCAUUAACAUCAUUGCUGGAGACUUUAUAGAAAAAAAUGAUUUUGUGAAGAAUGUGAUAGACCUGAAUAGAAAACUUUUGAAAUAGCACUGAUUCUCUUCACUUUUGUUGGGAAAAAAAGACACAUUGAGACUAAGGCCUAGCUCAAGCACGAGACAGAAGACAUAAGUAAUCUACCUACCUCAUGGGACUUUGUAAAUGUCACACAUGCAGUAAGGAUAUAUUUGAAAAUUGUUAGGGACAAACUGUUAAAGACUCUAUGAUGUUCUCUGAAGAUGUCUGUGAAAAAAACCUCAUACUUCGCAGUGAGAGUGGAAACUGUUCAAAAAUUUAAAGCCUUUAUGUAUGUUUGUUACAUUUCCAUAUCCUAAGGCCUGUUACAAAUCUGGUAGACGCGUGUGUGGUCUGUUCAUUUACUUUUGCCAAAUAUUGGUUGGCACUAUCAUCUCUUUGGGAAGGAAGAGUCUGGGUUUGUCUCCCCAUAAGAAGAUGACUGGCAUGGUCACAGUGAAGACCUACCAGCCCACUGAUAUGGCUACACGGUGACAGAAGCCACACGCAAAGCAGUGUUUCCCAGAUAGAUAUGACCCAGAAGGAGAGGUGUGCUAGUUUCUCAUUUCAUUUAGUUCAGGUUAAGUAUCCAUUUUUCUCCAAGUAUAUGUAGGAAUGGCAGUCCACUGUUUGCCUGUGUAUGCUGAAAUUUGCACCUGUAAAUGAGAAACCUUUAUUCAGACAGGUGUAAAUGUUACUCAUGAACAGCAAAAUAAAACAGAAGUUCUGGGGUUGAAUUUUACUUCUCCAGCUGAAUACUUAUGUUUCAAUGGUUGAAACUGUCAUUAUUAUUCUUUGCUAUUGUUCUGUGUCAGAAAUGCCCAUAGAAAAAGGACCUAAAAUGAACAAAUUACCACUGAAAAUUGACAAGAUAACUAGUGUUUUAUAGGGAUUCAAGAAGUUGAACACAGUAAAUUGCGUUUGCAAAAGAUAACCACAUUUUAUUGAAGAUGUUGAACCCAAGGAGAUGAUGAAAAGCUUAAAAACAACCUCUCUAAUCUGGGUCAACUGGGCACAGCAAGCUGAAUUAAUUUCAGUGGAAAAAAAGUGUAAUGUGAUAUACACAGUGGUGAUAAAACUCUUGUUUACAUAGACACCAAUAGGGAGUAAAAUGGCUCUGGUGAACUAGGAAAGGUUAGAUAUCCAAGAUAGGGUUAUUCUCUUCUUUUAAAACUAUGGACCACAAUAGCAAAAAUCUGUGCGGGGCUGGGAGUGACAGCACUGUAUUUAUCUUUGACAUUCAAUGAAAUUACGUGCAAAUAAUGUACUGCUUGAGCUUAACUAAAAAGGGGCAUCAUGAUUCUUAAUCCUAUUGACCCAUAUAACAAGAAUCACUAUGCUACAUUAUAGGAAAGGAUCUUAAGUAAUUUCUGUUGUGACUUUUCAAAUGUUAUCAGUUGUAUUUAAAUAGCAUAUAAGUGAUGUUCUGCGUUAAGAUGCCAUCUAGUGCUCUUUAGGUGUGUUUGCUUUCUUGUGGUAUAAUGACAAAAGAAUACUGCAUUACAUUACUGCAACAGAAUGAAAUCUAUUGGAAACGGACAUGGUGCUUCUUUUUCAAUCCUAAAUAAGAGUAUCCCACUCAGCAACAUAUGUUUCAGUAAGAAAUGACCAGAAAUCCUAAUAAAAAUGCAUAUAUUAAUGAUUUGGAAAACUGUGGAAAUACCUACAAAAAUGAUUUGGUAAUGGUUGUAUUGCAUACUGUUAAGUGUGAAAUGGAGGAUGUUUAAAAAUACAAGUACACCUGCUAAUGAAACACAUGUAUUCAUGAUCAUUACUUUAACAGAAAAAUUGGUACCAGCAGCUGAAAUAAUGUGGAAAUAAUAGGCCCUACACACAAAACAGUAGCAGUUGAAUAUAUUUCUGUAAGGCUUUUGUUCAAAAGUAAGUAAGAUAAAGCUUGCUCAAGUAAACAAAAACUUCAGGAACCUUCAACAGAUUGCUUCAAGGUUUCUUCCAAAGUGCAAAGAUAAUUUUUUCUUCCACCAGCCUUUAUGAUUUCACUUUUGGUGGCAAAACUUCCCAAUCUGUCCUCCUUAAACAACUAGGGUAGUGGGUGAAGGAAGCUUACCUCUGUUUUGGUGUUAAUGCAUAUUCAGCAAGGGAUUCUGGAAGCAGCUCGUGUUUACUUAACCCAGUGCUUCUCAGUUAUUUUCUGUCAUGCCCCCCCUAGGAAGAAGAAAACAUUUCGUGCCCCCCGCGCGACUGUAAAUAGUAUAAUUUGUCUAUAAAAUUGUUAUAAGUACACCUCUGCAUAACAGAGCUUCGCGCCUCCCCUGGGGGGCCCGCCCCACUAUUUGAGAAACACUGACUUAACCUGUUGUAGGCUGGCACACACAACUAUGGUAGAGUCCUGUUCCUUCCCAGUGCAAGGUUUAUUGCACUAUUGUCUGCAGAUGGAAUGCAACACUGAAAUAUGUGUUUCUCCAUCCUCCUCCCAAUGACAGCACUGCUAAAAACUUGCAGCUAGAUGUAGCAGGGGAAAUGGUAGCUAGGGAGGUGUAAAACAUUUUUGUAAUAAGGAGAUUCUUUGUCAAGAGGCUUUAUUAAGUGAGAUAUGCCUGUGCUGAACUGGAACUGGAGUCUACAUAUUUAUAGUAAAACCAUUUAAAUCAAUGGACUAGGUUAAUCUAAGUUUGUAUCUACUUGAAGUCUAAACCCUAAUUAUUGAUGUCGGGACAGAGUAAGUUGCCUUAUGCUGCUGACGCACCUAGCCUAGUACGAUCAAUUCUGGCUCCAAGUGACUUUUUAGCGUUUUGGGCAAAAUUCUUUCCUAGCCCUACCGGAAGAUCUCUAGGACAGUAUUAUUUGGCAAUCUCCCACUGAAGUACUAAUCCCUGCUUAGCUUCUAAAAUCAGACAAGAUCAGUGUGUUUGAACUGGUAGGUAGAAGACAACACUGACUAAAACCAAUACUGGCCAUCAGUAACUUUCUUUGACCUAAAUGAGAAUAUCACUUGCCAACUUAUGGUGAUUCCAUGAAUUUCAUAGGUUUUUCUUAUGCCAUGGAAUACUCAGAGGUGGUUUUGCCAGCUUGUUCCUAUGAAAUAUAGCCCACAGCACCUGCCAUUCAUUAGCACU
Sceloporus undulatus (fence lizard) is the source of this 4372-nucleotide messenger RNA. RefSeq names its product phosphatidylinositol specific phospholipase C X domain containing 1 (gene PLCXD1). Gene Ontology annotation, molecular function: phosphoric diester hydrolase activity. Gene Ontology annotation, biological process: lipid metabolic process. The transcript has 7 exons. NCBI's taxonomy places the organism in Eukaryota, Metazoa, Chordata, Lepidosauria, Squamata, Phrynosomatidae. The record is from RefSeq and is a predicted model, not a curated record. The coding region runs from base 375 to 1331 and encodes 318 amino acids.